Molecule: messenger RNA, 2493 nt
Organism: Caenorhabditis remanei
Lineage: Eukaryota; Metazoa; Nematoda; Chromadorea; Rhabditida; Rhabditidae
Exons: 11
Coding region: 1-2493 (830 amino acids)
Biological process (GO): protein phosphorylation
Molecular function (GO): ATP binding; protein kinase activity
Source: RefSeq, a predicted model, not a curated record
AUGGCAUCAUCUUCGUCAUCAACAAGUUUCAUGGCUCCACCUCCUAAAAUGAACAAAACUUCGUCGAUGAACAGUUUGAGGAAGACACUUGGAUUGAAGAAACCAAAUAAUGGAGAGCUCUCGAUGGUUCCAUCCCGUCCAAUGGUGUCUCCAACUCUUUCUUCCCCAUUGGGAGGAUCUGGAGCUGCUCCAUUGGAGAAGGAUUACCAUUCAUUGGAAUAUCGACUCACUCAUGGACACUGGAGAAUUUUUAAUUCGAAAAGUGUCUUUGGCAACAAGGAUGCCUCUGUGCUAGUUUUCGACAAGAAAAGCAAUGUGAAGGCACCGCCAAAACUCGGAAAAUCAAAAACCUACUCAAUGUUUGAUCUCAUCAAGUACGAAACUCAGCAACUCAUGGGUCUCAUACAUCCAAGAAUUUUGCACAUGGAGCACAAUCUGGAAGAAACGAAGGAUUAUUUCUCCUUUGCCACCGAGCAAAUUUUCGGAAAUCUUGAGUCAAUCGUUUCGGAUGAUUCACUCGAUCGUCUUGAGAUCAAAUUAGGUGUUCUUCAGAUCAUCGACGGAAUGUCGUAUCUCCAUAACUCUGCAAAGAUGCUUCAUGGAAACUUGACUCCAGAUGCAAUCUAUGUCACUGCCACCAAAACGUGGAAGAUCGGAGGAUUCAGUUUCGCUGUGAAUGCCAAGGAGCCCAACUGUUAUCCAUGUUAUCCAUGGACCAAGAAGCUUCCACCAUGUCUUCAACCGGAUCUCGAUUUUUUGGCACCAGAAAACUUGACUCAAGGCCAAACAACUGUAACCAGUGCGGCCGAUGUGUUCUCUCUGGGAGUCUUAAUUUGCUGGAUUUAUGCCGGAGGAAAGCGGUUGAUCGAUGCGAAGAACAACCUGGAGACCUACCAUAUCAUCGUCGGUCAACUCGAUGCAGCUCUUCAGUGUAUCUCAAAUGAAUUGGGUCCAAAUUUGAAAGAUUCAAUGGCAAAAGUGCUUUCAUUGGAUGUUGAACAACGUCCAACUGUCCAAUUAUUGUCAUUGAUCAAACAUUUCGAUGAUCCAUGUCUGUCAGCAUUGCGUCAAUUGGAUGAUAUUGCACAGGUGUUUGAUCCCUCCCAAAAGUCUCAUUUCUUGAGUCAAACCCUGAAUGCAGCCAUCCCUCACAUCUCUGAAACUGUAUGGUUCAAUCGUGUGUUGCCAAGAUUCAAUGAGCAACUUCUUGAACUUCCGGAGAUGUAUUAUUCAAUCACAAAGCCGCUUUUCCACAUUUUAGAGCACUGCGAAAGUCAUAACAUUCAUAAGAUGAAGCCAUGGAUUCGUAAACUUAUGGAGGCCACAACUCACAAUAAACUCCUUCGUGCGUUUAUUCUGGAGAAUAUGUCGGCCUUAUUCAGAAGAUUGUCAGAUGAAUUCGUGGAGGAUAAGUGUUUGGAUGUUAUCAUUUUGUCUCUGAAAUCUGAAGACACUUCACUUCAAUCGAGUGCUGUCCGUGGUCUUCCCCACGUUGCCGAAUACUUGCCAAUAUCAUUCAUCACCAAGAAACUCUUGCCAACAAUCAUGACUCUUCCUCCAUUCCUUCAUGAAAAUGUUCCUCGUCAACUCGACCUUCUCGCAGCUCUUUCUGCUCUUUCGGAUCGUUGUGAUGUCGCAAAUAUUCCCCAACUCUUCAUAUGUAUCUCAUUGUGUAACUCACAUCAUCCAGUCGUUGUCCACGCAAAGUCAAGAAUCGUCCAACGUCUUGUCAUGCGUGAUCCAAACCGAUUGAAAGAUGCUCAAUUAUUCUGUAUUCACCUUCUGAAUCCUCUCGUUACUGGUCUUGCUUGUAAAGAUCUGGCCACUUUCACAUGUGCUCACUUCGAUGAUAUCCUCAGUUCCGUUCGUAUUCUUUUGGAUGUUCUCGAACAAAGAAGAUACGAAAUGGAAGAUCGUGUUGAGCAUAAACAAAGUAAUCAUCAUCUCGGAUUGAAUCGUCUCGGAAAUCGUCGUGUUUCAAUGUCAUCUACCAAUCUUCCACGUGUUAUGAUCAGUGCCGCCCGUCCAUCUUUCUCUUCUGAUUCCCGAAAAAUGUCAUUUUUGUCAGCAGAUGGACGACUAGAGGACCGUGGUAGUCGAAGAGAAUCAAGAGAUUCUCGUGGAAGUUUGGAAAGUGAUAUGAGUAUUCGAAUAGGAAAUGGAUCAGAUAUAUCAGACGAUUCGUGUUUUUCAAGUCAUUCGGCAAAAGGGAGAAGACAAAGUUGGCUAGACGGAUAUGGGCAUUCGGUCAGUCUCGAACAGAAUACGAAUGGAUUUUUGGAAACGACAUCAAGGAAUCUCGGCGAUAGGAAUAGUAUGAAUUUCAGACAAAGGAAUGCUCGUGCAUCUGAAAGACGUGCCCGUACUCGAUCACCCAAUGCUGAACUGGAUCCGCACCGUGAACAGCCGCCUGCUCGACCAAACUCUUUUACAAAUCUCGGACAUAAUAUCGUACUCACCUACCGUAAUCUCCUUUAUAAAGACCAUACCUAG